Messenger RNA from Bicyclus anynana (squinting bush brown), 1614 nucleotides. Its product is annotated as endochitinase. Gene Ontology annotation, biological process: chitin catabolic process; carbohydrate metabolic process. NCBI's taxonomy places the organism in Eukaryota, Metazoa, Arthropoda, Insecta, Lepidoptera, Nymphalidae. The record is from RefSeq and is a predicted model, not a curated record. The coding region runs from base 1 to 1206 and encodes 401 amino acids. Gene Ontology annotation, molecular function: chitin binding; chitinase activity. The transcript has 7 exons. Gene Ontology annotation, cellular component: extracellular region.
AUGCGAAUUUUUAUAUCUGCAUUGGUUGUGCUGCUGGCAUUAUCUCAUGCUGAAUGUGACACCAAAGCCCGCGUAGUAUGCUACUACACCAACUGGGCGGUGUACCGCGAUGGCAUAGGUCGGUACAGCGUCGAAGAUAUCCCAGUUAGUCUCUGCACUCAUAUACUGUAUUCCUUUAUCGGACUUACUGAAACCGGCGAAGUCAAAAUACUGGACCCUGAGUCGGAUAUCGAAACAAAGGGAUUUGCAAACUUUACGUCCCUCAAAGUGGACUAUCCUGAAGUCAAAUUCAUAGUAGUGAUUGGCGGCUGGAAUGAAGGCGGAGCCAAGUACUCCAAAAUGGUGUCUACGAGAGCUUCAAGGAAAACCUUUAUUGAUAGCAUAAUAAAAUUCAUAAAUGACUACGGCUUUGAUGGUCUCGAUUUGGACUGGGAAUACCCAGGAGCGACCGACCGAGACGGCAAACCAGAGGAUAAAGCUAAUUUCCUUGCUCUUUGUCAAGAGUUGAGAGUACCUUUUGAUGAACAGGGCUGGGAGUUAACUGCUGCAGUUCCGUUGACUAAACCCAGACUCGAAGAUGGCUACGAUGUACCUGGACUUUGCAAAGUACUUGAUGCUGUCCACGUGAUGGGUUACGAUCUUCGCGCAAACUCGGAUGGAGUCGCAGAUAACCACGCUCCUUUAAACAGGCGACCGAGCGACUUGGGUGCCUUGAAACAUGUCAAUGUGCGUGAUGGUCUUCAACUGUGGGAGGACUUAGGUUGCCCUGCCAACAAGCUUGUUGUCGGAGUCCCAUUCUACGGUCGGUCCUUCAUACUUGCUUCGCCUUCAGAAACUGGUAUAGGCGCUCCAAUUAACGUGACCGCUGGUGGCGGCGAUCCUUUGCCUUAUACUGAAGAAAGAGGUUACUGGGCAUAUUUUGAGAUUUGCUCAAAACUGCAGAACGAAGAAGGCUGGACUAAAGUAUGGGACAACAUUGGAAAAGCCCCCUACGCUUACAAAGAUAACCAAUGGGUAGGCUACAGUGACGUGAGAAGUCUCCAAAUCAAGAUGGAAUUCAUCAAGAAGAAGGGCUACCUCGGAGCUAUGACCUGGGCUUUAGAUUUGGACGAUUUUAGAGGCCUCUGUGGAGAUAAGCUACCGUUGUUAAGUACGCUACAUACGUACAUGAAUACUUAUACAGUGCCGGAACCAGUGUGUGAUUAAAAGAUAAGGUUAUCACACAUAUAUCGAUUUGGAAAGGGAACGUCCAGAGUUAAAUACGUAAUCAAAAUGACCACCAGCUUCCGGGCUAUACGGAGAGACGUUAGUUUGGUUACGCUUAGGGCCUGUAGCCAUCAAUUCUCUUUCUAUGAACGCUAACGCUUAGAAAAUUAAAAAUGUAUGGGAAUGACAUUCACUAUCGAUUGGUCACGUGAUCAAUUAAUCGAUUAAAUCUAUCAUUCCUAUACAUUUUGUUAGUUUUCGAAGCGUUGAUGUUUGUAGAAAGAGGAUCGACGUGCCACAUGGCUAUCGUCCCUGGCCCUGGCGCUGCUUACUGUGCUUUGCAAUUUCGUAAGAAAUUUCAAAACAGAAAUACUGGACGGUGUCGAUGCCUUUCCGAGUUUAUAUGUA